Molecule: messenger RNA, 1632 nt
Organism: Arthroderma uncinatum
Lineage: Eukaryota; Fungi; Ascomycota; Eurotiomycetes; Onygenales; Arthrodermataceae
Product: imidazole glycerol phosphate synthase hisHF
Exons: 3
Coding region: 1-1632 (543 amino acids)
Biological process (GO): L-histidine biosynthetic process
Molecular function (GO): imidazoleglycerol-phosphate synthase activity; oxo-acid-lyase activity
Source: RefSeq, a predicted model, not a curated record
AUGCCUACUGUUCAUCUCCUAGAUUAUGUCGCGGGGAACAUCCGGUCCCUCGUCAAUGCAUUAAAUAAGCUGGAUUGUCAAGUAAAAUGGAUAAAGUCGCCUCAAGAUAUCCAAAAAGCGGAAAUUCUGAUUUUACCUGGUGUUGGUCACUUUGGCCACUGCAUGAGCCAGCUUUCCAGCGGCGGGUUUCUCGAGCCAAUAAAGGAGCAUAUUAACUCUGGAAAGCCGUUCAUGGGAAUAUGUGUUGGCUUGCAGGCCUUGUUUGAAACGUCAGAGGAGGCUCCCGAUGUCAAGGGAUUAGGACUGAUCCCUAUAUCACUCAAGAAGUUUGAUUCCUCUGACAAGAGUGUCCCUCACAUUGGUUGGAAUUCCGCCAUCUACAGCGAGAACAAGUGCUACUAUGGCCUCAAUCCUCGUAGUAAAUAUUAUUAUGUCCAUUCUUACGCGGCUCCCUGUGAUGCCACUGUCCUUCAAGCUCAAGGAUGGAAGGUUGCAACCGGCAAAUAUAAGAACGAAACCUUCAUUGGAGCCUUAGGACGGGGAAACGUGUUUGCAACUCAAUUUCACCCAGAGAAAAGUGGUCAGGCAGGAUUGAGGGUUCUGGAUGCAUUUCUCAAGGGCAAGGAGAUCGAUGAUCUCCCUGCUUCCGAUCUUUCUACCGCCAGGGAUGGACUGACAAGACGAAUAAUUGCCUGUCUUGAUGUCCGCACCAACGACGAAGGUGAUUUGGUGGUUACCAAGGGUGACCAGUACGAUGUUCGAGAAAAAUCUGGAGCUGAAGGACGCGGCCAAGUGAGAAAUUUGGGGAAACCUGUCGACAUGGCAAAGAAAUAUUACCUAGAAGGCGCCGACGAAGUAACGUUCCUCAACAUCACAUCGUACAGAAACUGCCCACUAGCCGACCUGCCGAUGUUGGAAGUUUUACGACAAACUUCUGAGACCGUUUUCGUGCCUCUAACCAUUGGUGGUGGUAUUAGAGAUACGACAGAUACAGAUGGAACCGUUGUCUCUGCUCUGGACGUGGCUAAGAUGUACUUUAAGUCUGGUGCUGAUAAAGUUAGCAUCGGAUCAGACGCUGUGACUGCCGCUGAAGAAUAUUAUGCUUCUGGAAAGAAAUUGACUGGCAAGACGGCCAUUGAAACCAUUUCGAACGCCUAUGGUAAACAGGCUGUUGUCGUCAGUGUUGAUCCACGACGUAUAUACGUCUCUUUCCCUGAAGAUACCACCUACCAUACAUUCGAGACCAAGUUUCCAAGCGAAAAAGGGGAGAAGUAUUGCUGGUUUCAAUGUACGAUUAAGGGUGGCCGAGAAGGAAGAGAUUUUGACAUUAAGCAACUCAUCGAGGCCGUUGAGGCGAUGGGGGCUGGCGAGAUAUUAUUGAACUGCAUCGACAAGGAUGGGACAAACAGUGGAUUUGACCUUGAAUUGAUCAAUGAUGUCAAGUCCUUUACUACCAUUCCGGUCAUUGCCUCCAGUGGAGCUGGAAAUCCUGGACAUUUUGCAGAGGUAUUCGAAAAGACUUCGACAGAUGCUGCACUGGGUGCUGGCAUGUUCCACCGCGGUACCUAUGCCGUCUCAGAUGUAAAGAACCACCUUCGUGACGAGGGCUUUUUGGUCCGUGAGGUAGAGUAG